Molecule: messenger RNA, 1521 nt
Organism: Nymphalis io (European peacock)
Lineage: Eukaryota; Metazoa; Arthropoda; Insecta; Lepidoptera; Nymphalidae
Product: ribosome biogenesis protein NOP53
Exons: 8
Coding region: 71-1480 (469 amino acids)
Biological process (GO): ribosomal large subunit assembly; rRNA processing
Cellular component (GO): nucleolus
Molecular function (GO): 5S rRNA binding
Source: RefSeq, a predicted model, not a curated record
AAUCUGUAUUUGAUGUUGUGUAAAUGUGAUUGAUAAGAUCCAUGUGAUUGUACAGAAUAACUAAUAUAAAAUGACUAUUAUAAAGAAAAAGAAACGUGUUUCUAAGAAAAAUAAAGCAGCAUGGCGUAAACAUUGCGAUAUAAAUGAUGUUGAAGAGUUCCUUGAAGACCAGAGAUUGGAAGAAAGACUUGGUAAAUUCGACGUAAAACCUGAUGAAGAGCUGUUUGUAUUAGAUACUCAAGGGAAUGAUGUAUCCGAAGAAAAGCCAGACAUAAAGCCUGAUAUAAAGCAUCUGUCUGCCAAGCAGAGGAAACGAGCGUUGUUGCCAGCAACACCUAAAUGUUUUGAAGUGCUCUUACCCACUUCUAAGGUACAAGACCCAAAUGCAAAAAGAAACCAUGUUAAACCAGUGGGCUCGAAACCAUCUGAUUUAUCGAAACUGACAAAGCAACGGCAACUAGUGAAAGGAGUUCUGGCAAAGAAAUUAGAACUUACAAAAGCAAAUAAGAAAUUAGCCGCAGAAAAAAGGAAAAAGUCUAAAUCAUUCAGAAAAACAUAUGACAAAAAUAUUUGGGGAGAGGAUUCACUUGAAGCAAAGGGUGUACCAGAGACACUUAUUGAUGAUUUUAUAUCAACGGAAGCACAGCUACACAAUGUCCCAACAACAAAGUGGCUAAGGGCAAAGCCUCCACCUCCAAAGACUGUGCUGAAGAGAAAGGCUGUGGAUGUUCCUCAUCCUGGAGUCAGCUAUAACCCUUCAUUCCAGGAGCACCAAGAACUCCUGCAAGAAGUGGUGCAGCAUGAACAAAAAAUGAUGAAACGGGAAGCUCACUUGCAUAGAGUGACCACUGGCUUAUUCAGUAAAGUCACUCUAAAGGAGAAAGAGAAUCAAUGGCGCGAAGAGAUGAGUGUUGGAUUACCUCAACCACACGAUCCAACAAAUGAUUCUGAACCAGAGGAGGCUGGUGACAAUGAGUACAAAGCCAUCAAUCCUCCUGUCAAGAAUAAGAAGAAGGACCACAAGGCUCGCCGGAAGCAGAAAGAGAGGAUUGCAGAGAGGGAGAGAUUGAAGCGGGAGAAGAUUGAUAAAAAGAAGAUUACAGAUAUUUAUAAGCUACGUAAGAUCCAAGCAUCUCUUAAGGAUAAGGAGAGCCGAGAUGCAGAAGAGCGUACCAAGCGCAUCACUAAACGUAAGGAGUUGGAGAAGACUGCGCUUCCCGCACUCAACGCGCGCAAGCCUCCGAUCAAGGAGCCGGAGUUUAUUGACCCCAAACAGCUGACCGGUGACUUGAGGAAUUUGCCAAUGACAUCUAAUCUUCUUAAAGACCGCUUCGAGUCUUUCCAACGACGCGGAACUCUCGCAGCCACCAAGAUUAUGAUGAAGAAGAAGAGGAAGCUGAAGAGCUACUUCAAAUCUGGGCACAAGGUCACUGACCAGGAUAUUGACAGAUACGUUAAAAGAUCUGCAGGGAAAAAGUGAUAUUUGAACCUUGUUCAUGGAAAUAAAGUUGAAUAUAUUUU